CCCUGUAGGAAAGUGCCGAGACAGUGAGACUCGACUCGACUCGAGCGACAGGAUAGGAUUUAUCUCUCUUUGCUCCUGCUCAGCUCUCUCCGGCCAUGGCCGCGGCCGCCUACUUCCUUCUGGCAUCCGCCGCCCCUUCCCUUCCCGCAAGGUUCCACCUCCCCGCAACCGCGACCACCCGCAGCCUCUCCAUCCCGGCCUCCUCUGCGCCCAAGACCACCACUUCUUGCAGCUUGAGCAUCAGGAGCCGCAGGCCAACCGUUCGACGGAACGCCGCAGAGACCUACGUCCCGGGCUCCGGGAAGUACAUCGCGCCGGACUACCUCGUGAAGAAGUUGUCGGCCAAGGAAGUGGAGGAGCUCGUGAGGGGGGAGCGGAAGGUGCCGCUCAUUGUGGAUUUCUAUGCUACCUGGUGCGGGCCUUGCGUUCUGAUGGCCCAGGAUAUCGAGAUGCUAGCAGUUGAAUACGAGGACAACGCCUUGUUUGUUAAGGUGGACACAGACGACGAAUAUGAAUUUGCAAGAGAUAUGCAGGUAAGAGGACUUCCGACGUUGUAUUUCUUCAGCCCAGAUCAGAGCAAGGAUGCCAUUAGGACUGAGGGGCUAAUUCCUAUUGAAAUGAUCAGAAACAUAAUUGAUAAUGAGUUGUGAAUCGUGUGUAGGCUCAUAGGCUGUAGCAGCUAUAUUUUUUAGUUCAAGCUUGUAGUUCUCAGUGUUUAGGUACAGUCCGCUGUGACUGAUUAGAGCUUUGUGUUUUACUCGUACGUUUUUGGUAUGGAAGAUCUGCAUGAGUGCCCGUCAAAAAAAAAAAAAUCUGCAUGAGUAGAAGGUAGGAUAGGGGUUCAAACAUGAGACUAACAACUACUAAUUCAGUUAUAUAUUGUACCAGUUUCGUGUUCUUUUCA
This is a messenger RNA of Lolium perenne, 904 nucleotides long. Its product is annotated as thioredoxin-like protein CITRX, chloroplastic. Gene Ontology annotation, biological process: cell redox homeostasis; plastid organization. Gene Ontology annotation, molecular function: protein-disulfide reductase activity. Gene Ontology annotation, cellular component: thylakoid. Lineage: Eukaryota; Viridiplantae; Streptophyta; Magnoliopsida; Poales; Poaceae. The record is from RefSeq and is a predicted model, not a curated record.